Symbiodinium natans is the source of this 381-nucleotide messenger RNA. The record is from the annotation of a GenBank genome assembly. Lineage: Eukaryota; Dinophyceae; Suessiales; Symbiodiniaceae.
AUGCCUGAUGCCCAGAUCAACGGAUGCGCAGACUCUGCAUAUUCAAACCUUUGCGGCUGUCAAAGUGCGCAAUUUGACGUGCAGGCUGCUGAGCAGGAACGUGCUCAGAUGGUCGUGGCGCAGGAGUGCUGCCCGCCCGAGGCCUUGGAGCACGAGAACAAUCGUUGCACUUUGACCUUGGAGUGGCCAAUCUCCAGCAUGAGGAUGAGAAGGUCGUGCUUCUGGCAACUACGAUGCCUUCAUGCCUUCUUGCAGCAUGGACUGGGCCGACCGCUGCGUCGCGCCGGGGAGCAUCACUGCCUCAAGGAGUGGCUGCUGGAGCGGCUGCUCGAGGCAGGGCCCCAAACCCUGCCACGGAGCCUGGGACGGCGGAGUCUUCCA